Molecule: messenger RNA, 402 nt
Organism: Echinococcus granulosus
Lineage: Eukaryota; Metazoa; Platyhelminthes; Cestoda; Cyclophyllidea; Taeniidae
Product: 40S ribosomal protein S27
Exons: 3
Coding region: 1-402 (133 amino acids)
Biological process (GO): ribosomal small subunit assembly; translation
Cellular component (GO): ribosome; cytosolic small ribosomal subunit
Molecular function (GO): RNA binding; structural constituent of ribosome
Source: RefSeq, a predicted model, not a curated record
AUGGUGGGUGUGUUGGCACGUGAUUUGCUCCAUCCUUCACUAGCAGAGGAGAAAAGGAAAUGUAAAUUGAAGCGUUUGGUUCCAUCGCCGAACUCCUAUUUCAUGGACGUAAAAUGUGCUGACUGUUUAAAGAUACAGGUUGUAUUCAGUCAUGCCCAAACUCCUGUCGUAUGUCCAGGAUGUGAUAGGAUCCUUUGUACACCCACUGGUGGGAAAGCCAAGCUGACGUACGGUAGAGUCGAUAAAUGUAUGAUUGCACGGGUGUACAACUUGCAUUCUAAACAGGAAUCAGCUACUUGGAUUAUCUGGCUUUUGUUGUGGGGUGCGAAGUGGAGUCUGGAAGUUGGUGAGUUGCAAUUCCGACGCCUCUGCGGUAUCGUUUUCUAUUUUACUCGGGAAUAA